Molecule: messenger RNA, 8136 nt
Organism: Mytilus californianus (California mussel)
Lineage: Eukaryota; Metazoa; Mollusca; Bivalvia; Mytilida; Mytilidae
Product: dual 3',5'-cyclic-AMP and -GMP phosphodiesterase 11-like
Exons: 21
Coding region: 558-3302 (914 amino acids)
Biological process (GO): signal transduction
Molecular function (GO): protein binding; 3',5'-cyclic-nucleotide phosphodiesterase activity
Source: RefSeq, a predicted model, not a curated record
AUGAGAACUGAGAGUUUACGAUGUUAUUAAUAUUUUUACUGGAUCUUUACACCUAGAAGAUUUUCAGUGUCUUCUUCGAGUGUAUAAUAUGUAAACAAAAAAUCGUAUACCAGUAGCAGUGAAGUGUAAACACUAGCAAAUAUACAUCCGUCUUAUCCAGGCUACGCUAUGAAUAGGAUUUUACCUUCUCACUAUAGUAAACAUUAACAUGUGGAAACGCUGUCAAUAUUCAAUUGUGCGUAUAGGUCAAUACAAUUACAUAUACUAUGUGGAAAUAAAUAGCAGUUACCUUUGCCGUUGAGAUUUAGUACUAAUGCGUGUAGGGAGCUUUAACUUAAUACAUUUUACAAGGCUUUUUCGUAAUAACAAUACGAGGUCAGUCGUCUAAUAUUUUACGUGCAUUCAUUUGAAUUUUAUUACUGUUAUGAGGCUUAGAUGAUCGUAAUCCGACCAGGAAUCCAUUCAAGCUGGAUUCGUACAGAAGUUCUAUUAAUUCAAGACGUUCACCACGGACUUCAGCCGUGUCGUACAAGCGGGGUAGAAAUACCCCGACUAAAAUGUCCGGUGAUAUGGAAUACGAUAAAUCUAGUCAUUCUCUAGAAGUUACUGAGGAAUAUGGAAACAUGGAGAAAUGGUUGGAUGCUCAUCCAGAAUUUGUUCAUGACUACUUUGCUAGAAAAGCAAAAAAGAGCAUGGUAGAUGGAUGGCUUUUAUCACAUGCACUUGCACAUAGUCCGUCACUUCAGUUACCUGGAGAUAACAAUUCUAGUGGUUCUAAUUCAAGGAAUAAUUCUGGGACUAAUACCCCAGUCAGGAAAAUCUCAGCCCAGGAGUUUGAUCGUGGGGACACUUUAGAUCCAAUUAUCUCAACUAUUGACGGCACACCGACAUUUUUAGGACCUUCCACCAGUUGCCAGAGUUUGUCUUCAAAAUGUUACAGACGUUCAAGAAGCGAGUUGAAGGCUUUAGAUGAAAAAGAGUUGAUGUACGAACUUGUAAUAGAUAUAUGCAAUGAUUUAGACGUAACAAGUUUGUGUCAUAAAAUUCUACAAAACGUCUGUUGCCUGCUUAAUGCAGAUAGGUGUUCCUUGUUCCUGGUACAUGGAAGGGAGUCUGAGGAACGUUAUCUCGCACCAAAACUGUUUGACGUAAGUGCGGACACCACAUUGCAAGAAGUGUCCGAAAAUCGUGGACAGUCAAUUAAAGUUCCCCUUGGAACAGGAAUAAUUGGAUAUGUUGCUCAGACGGGGGAGCCACUAAAUAUUCCGGAUGCUUACAAGGACCCAAGAUUUAAUAAUGAAAUAGACAUGAAGAUGGGUUACAAGACCAGGAGUAUACUGAGUAUGCCUAUAAAAGAUUGUUCAGGGAAGGUAAUUGGUGUAGCUCAGGCUGUCAAUAAGAUCAGUAUACAGGAGGAACCAUUUGAUGAACACGAUGAGAAGGUGUUUGGAUCAUAUCUUGCAUUUUGUGGCAUUGGACUGAAGAAUGCACAGCUAUAUGAGAAAUCUCUCCUAGAAAACCGAAGAAAUCAGGUGCUGUUAGAUUUAGCUCGUGUGAUAUUUGAAGAACAGAGUAAUGUUGCCAAUCUGAUAUACAAGAUCAUGAUGCAUACCCAGUCCCUAUUACAGUGUGCUCGAUGUCAAGUCAUGCUCAUUGAUGACAUAAAUGUGAUGGAUCUGUUUCACUCAAAAUUAGACAAAGACAAAAAGUCAAGUGAAAAUCUAGAUAAAAAAUUUACGGCAAAAAACAGAGAUUUUCAUCUAAAACGCAAAGUGGGUAGUUUUUGUCAAGUGUUUGAUUUGGAACAUACAGACUUUGACAAUAGUGAUACCUUCAACAGAGAAUGGCCAGCAGAACCACGCUUUCCGAUCCAUAUUGGUAUAUCUGGUCAUGUGGCAGCUACUGGACAGACUUUAAAAAUACCAGAUGCAUACAAAGAUAAAAGAUUUGAUCCAAAAGUUGACGAAGAAACUAAGUACAAGACAAAAUCAAUACUUUGUAUGCCAAUUAAAAAUGCUCAGGGUCGUGUCAUUGGUGUGGCACAACUCAUCAACAAACUUGACGGGUCAUCAUUCAACAAAAAUGAUCAGAAUCUCUUUGAGGCCUUUGCAAUAUUUUGUGGUAUGGGUAUAGACAAUACACAAAUGUAUGAGAAAGUAAUGAGAGCUGUUGCUAAGCAACAAGUGGCACUGGAGUGUUUGUCAUAUCAUGCUUCAGCACCAGCAGAUGAUGCAAAGAGAUUAACGAAAAUGCCCAUACUUUCAUCUCAGGAAUAUGGUUUAUUAGAUUACUCAUUCAUAGAUUUUAAUCUUGACGAUGAUGACACAUUGAAAGCUAGUAUCAGAAUGUUCCAAGAUCUCAAUUUAGUGGACAAAUUCAGAAUUAACUAUGAGACAUUAUGUCGAUGGUUAUUGAGUGUGAAGAAAAAUUACAGGAAUGUGACAUAUCAUAACUGGAGACAUGCUUUCAAUGUGGCACAGACAAUGUUUUGUAUGCUCAGGGUAGGACAAAUGGACAAUGUUUUGACAGAUUGUGAAAGACUAGCCUUAAUGGUUGGCUGUUUAUGUCAUGAUUUAGACCACCGAGGGGUCAACAAUCAGUUCUUAAACAGGUCAAUGUCUCCAUUAGCAGAAUUAUAUUCCACAUCCACAUUAGAACAUCAUCAUUUUGAUCAGUGUAUUAUGAUACUCAGCACAAAGGGAAAUGAUAUUCUUAGUAGUUUGAAGCCAGAUGAAUAUGAACGGGUAAUACAGUUAUUAGAGAGUGCCAUCUUAGCCACAGAUUUAGCGCUGUAUUUUAAAUUCAGAGGAGAAUUUUUCCACUUGGUGGAAGAUAAACAAGCAGAUUGGAGCAAAGAAAGUGAUAGAGGUUUACUCAGGUCAAUGAUGAUGACAGCAUCAGAUGUGUCAGCUAUCACAAAACCAUGGGAAGUACAGAGAAAGGUUGCAGAAUUGAUAGCUAAUGAGUUCUUUGAACAAGGAGAUUUAGAAAAGAUACAGUUGAAGAUAACACCGAUGGAUAUGAUGAACAGAGAAAAGAAAGAAGAGUUACCCAGAAUGCAGGUUGGCUUCAUUGAUGCCAUUUGCAUGCCAGUAUAUCAGGCAAUUGCGAAGGUAUCCCCCAAAUUAUCACCUCUCUUAGAUGGUUGUGCUAAAAAUAGAGAUAACUGGUUACAAGAAGCACAAAGUAAACAUGUUCAGGACCAGUGUGGAAGGGAAAAUGAAAGUAAAGAUUUAUGUGAAAGUGAAAGUAAAGACAGAAAAAGGAGUAAUGGCCAUGAUGAAAAAAUGGAUGUUAGCUGAUGACAACUCCUGUUCUAUUUAUUACGUUUAGUCCCAUUUUCUUCUCAGAAUUCCAUAGUGGUAAUUUUUUGUAAUACUAUAAUUAGUACAAGUGUUUAAAUGGCAUUAGAAGUUAGAUUCUUCCAACUAUUUUAUUUAAUAUAUAAUUUAUUCAGUUUUUUUAUCAUCUUAAGUGUGAAGGUGAUUGUUAAAACCUUUUGCAUUUAUCUUUCAUCUGGAAGGGAGGAAAAUUCUACUGGAUCUUUUUAUUUUCAUAUAAAACUGAGUUAGUUGUUUUAUAAAACAAAUUCAUUGCUAUAAUUUACUGAUUAUAGUAAGAGGAUUAGAUAUGGCUGUUGGAUCAUUCUGAACUUUAUAUUUAUGCAAUAUUUUGAUACAUUUAUAAUCAUCUAAUAGUGAGAACAUUUUCUUUCAUUAGAAUGCCUCAAAUGUAAUGGAGGGUAUAUCUCUUGGCAAUGCAGUUAUUACUCAGAAUAUCUACCUAAAACUAUUGUUGAUAUCUACCUCUUUUUUGUUGAUUUCAUUGUUUUACUUCAUUGAAUUGGGGGAAAAAAUUAUAUACUAUUGAAAUAAAACCUCACAAUCAUUUCAUUAGCCCUAGUCUACAUUACAUAUUAAGUGACUUGAUUAAUGUGUAUGUAAUACUUUUAAAAAACAUUGAAAAUAUUGUUUCACAAGUCUUGCUUCAUCUUUGAAAUUGAUAUUUGUCUGCAAUUUUGAAAUUUUUAUCAGAAGAUGGUUUUGUUUUGUUUUGUCUGAAAAUCUCUGCAGACAUUUAACAAAACAAAAAAAGAUUAAUAUUAUUUCCCUUGUAGGAAAAGCUGUCGGAGAACAUUAUUUUGAAUGUUGAAUUCCAUUUUGGUAAAGUGUAAAAAAAAAAAACCAAAAAAAAUGUUGUUCAAAAGGUUUUCCACAGCGGUUUUUCUAAGACACCGCUCAUAUGGCCAAUAAAAUUUUAAAAAGCGUAUUCUCAACAAGUCGAAUAAGAAAAAUCCUCCAAUAAGGUCUAAACAUUUCUUAUAUUUCUGUCCAAUAGGAGGAUGGAAUACUGAUUUGUUUGUGUGUCCCUUCAUCUGUCAGUAACAGUUUCUAUCACAUUUUUCUCAGGAACUUUAAGUCAUUGCUAACUUUUCUUACCUCUGAGUUUGUGGUUUAGGAAUAAUUCAAUUCGAAUAUAUGUCUUAAAUUGUCUCACAUAAAGACUGUAGAGGAUAAAUCCUGAAGAAGUUGUGGGGAAAGAGUGAAAACGCAUAAAAUUAUGAUAAAUGAUCAUAUUUUACUCUUGACAAAGGCAACAUGUUAAUUUUAAAUUUUACGACUUUCAAUAGUUAUGCCUGUCACAACUGAUUUUAUUAGAAACGAAUGGAGACAUUUUAUUUUUUUAAUCAUGAACCAUGAAGAUAAUCUACAUUAGAAUUUUUUCAGAGUUUUCAUAUUACAUAUCCAUACUGCAAUUGUUUAAUGCAUAAUUUAAUGUAGAAGAUAAACUGUGAUAUUAUUGUACAUACCUUUUUAUGUCAUAUUUGUGUAAAUUUUGAAUGUAGAGUAGUGUAGCUUAGUUAUUGUUGAAGGAUCUGCCAAUUUUUUAGAUCUUUAUAUAAAGUGACAAAAACACAGAAUUUAUAUAUCAAUUAAACAGUACAUUAUUGAUAAGCAAAUUUAUGGGAUUAUAGGAACACUAUGUGUAAUACCAUUUUGUAAUCGUACCUUGCACAGAAAAUAGAAACAAAGGAGUCGGUAAAAUAAUUUUGUAAGAUUACAGAAAACAAUUUGAUGUGAAAUUCUUCAGGUUUGAAUUUUCAAGUGCUUUUAAAAAAUUUUAACAUCAUUUCUGCAACUGGAAAAGAAACUAAAGAUUACUGAAUUUCACUGUCAAAAUUUAUCAUUAGCAGGGAUAAGUGAGAUCCUUCAAGACAAACUAGUCCAUUUAAUUUUGAAUGAAUUAAAUUGAUAUUGGCCGGAAAAUGUAAAGAGAGGAAAUAUUUUCAUUAUGAAAUUUUAUGUUGGAAUUUGUUAUUUUAUCACUUCAAAAUCAUAUGAAACUGUUCACAGAGUCAAAAUAUACUUUUAAUGUGGCAAUUUUCGAUUUUUAAGUCAUAUUUGCUUUUACAGAAGUGUCUAGGUUAUAUAUUUGAUAAUCAUAUGGGAAAAGAUUUAAUCAUUAGAAUGUAAAUACCAAGCACUUUGGCUCUCUUUGUAGCUCCUCUAUGAGGACACUUUUCAUUAGCCAUUACGCAUUACAUGUGCCCAAGAUGUCUUGUCCUUUCACAAUACAAAUGACCAAAACCACUUUAUCAAGUUGAAGUUUAAAUACAUUUCUUCAAACGAAUCAGCUGGUGAAAAUUGUGCACCCAUCAAUGGAGGGAGGUUGUUUUUAGUUUAAAGUAAGUGCAGCAUAUUGAUUAUACUCUAGCUGAUAAUUCAUAAUAUUAACUUUCUAUUUCAUAACAAGAUUGGAAAAACAAGCACUUAGUUUUGUUAUCAGCCACACUAGUUCAAAAAAAGGUAGAAUGUCUACAAUAACUAAUUUGUUCUGAUUAUUGUGUCAGUGGUUAUUAAAUUUGUUAUGUGUUCUUAGAAGAAAGUCGAUUUAUUUUAUUGGAUGAUAACAAAUUCUUUGAAAAAUGUUGAAUACAUCAGAUGCUUGUGAGAUAAUCUUGCUCAUACAUCACAUCAACAGUAUAUCCUACACCUGAAAAUAAAAUGAAUAUUUGAAUUAAUAAAGUACAAAACAAUUUUUUUUUUAGAAAACAAGGGAAUACUUUUAUACUCAAGGAAAAAUUAGUUUGGAACAAAUUAAGUGAAAAAUGUUGUUAUAAUAGUUUUCAUAUUGAAGUCAAUACUUUUUUUAUUAGUGUAUCCAUAAUUAGCUACAUUUGACUUUUCCAAACUGAUUAUGGAACAGAAAGUCAGUCACAUGAACUGGAUGGUAAGAAAAUUACAAUGUACAAGUAUAUACAAACAACCUUUCUUUACCAAUAAGCUAACAUUUUUCACCAAGUUAUCAGUUUACAGAAAUGAAUUUAAAUUGCAAAUUGAAAAAGGUAUUUAUGAAAUAGCAAAGUACCUUGGGUAAGUAAAGGAAAACAUUUCUUCCUUUUACAUUUGUACUAUAUUUACUUCAUAGUGAAGUACAAACUUUAGUUAAAUACAGAAUUGUGCUUAUGUUUAUUUCCCAAAAUAAUGAUAUUGCAAGUUGGAGUAAUUUUGAUAUAAAGCUAAUCAAUAGGUGACUGCUGUUAAAUAGUCCCAGCGUUUGUAUGUGUGACAAUUUUUUCUUUUGUUUAUUUUAAUGUAUCAUUAAUUAACCUGCAAUUUCUUAUACCAGUGAAAUUGAAUUUCAAUACCUAUUGUUUCAGAAUAGAUUGCAGAGCAAAGAUUUUCAAAUAGUCUUGUCACAGAGCAAUCUUUUCUUGUAAGUGUCAUUACAAUAAUCCUGUGCGGAAAUAAUCAUAUCAAAUAGACCUUUUUCAUAUUACUGACUUUUGACUCCGCAGUUUAUAUUUUUUUGACAGGUUACCUACUCUGUGGUAAGACAUCCUGGUACUCGGUCAAGUAAGAGCAAUGUAAAAAAGUAAAAUCAAGCUUUUAAUCUAUACAAUUUAUGGGGAAAAUUAACUGCUUUAUAUUUUCUUAACACGAUAAAAUCAUCAGAAAACAGAAAACUUUCCCCUCAAAUUGCACGGAUUAUGUGUUUGAUUUUUCUUCUUUUGGUUGCUCUUACUUGACCGAGUACCUGUCGAAAAAUUAUAUAAUCCGUAGUCAAAAGUCGGUAAUAUAUGAAAAUAGUCUAUUAGGCAUUUCAAUUUAGACCAAAGGGAAAUAACUCAAACCCUAAUUCAGCUCUGCUAGCAAAAACCAUUUAGACUUUUUUAAACUGAUUAAUUAUUCAUUGUGUGGAGACAUUGAAAAAAAAAUGAGAAUUUGUGUUCAAUUUUAAGGUGAGGUAAAUACUUAUUGGACCUUUUUUUCAUUAUUGAAAUUUCAAUUGUGAAAAUUACUUUAAGUUGAUAAUUAUGAAUUAUUUCCCAAAUUUGUUCAUAAUUUUUGCUUUAACUAGCCUGGUAUCCUGUCUGACUGUUCCACAAUAGAUGAACGUAGCCCAUAUUGUCAGUUGACUCUUUUUAGGAGCUAUUGCCCUUAAAUGACGAUUUCUUUUGUAUUCUUUUUACUUUUGGCAACAACUAUAGGAUAGAGAGAAACUGUAAACAGUUAAAAUGUGGUUUUAAACUGGAUUCCAAUCCCACUGUGUAGGGAAUAUUUGGUGAUUAUUCAAACCUAACUCAAUUUCCAUAUUAACUCACAGUAAAAUGGUUGUUACUUUUGAGUUGUAACAUAAGAAGAAAAGACUGAGCACAACUACAUACAUGUUAGUCUUAUUUUUUUACAGUGUACAAUAUUACUUAGAUUAUUUUUUUUAAAUAUAAGUUUUCUUUAUGGUAACCAUAUUAAUAUUUAUUUUUGACUGGUUUAUAGGUAAAUUUAUAAUUUUAGUGUUGUUAGUAUUUCUACAGUCAGUAUUUUAAACAUCUCAGCUGAGCUUGUGCCUGUGAAAUUGUACAACAAUAAUUUGCUGUGUCUAAUUAUUUGUGUUUUAACAAACUUUUUUGUCCAUUAUUUCAUGAUUAAGGAAUCUCAAAUUUGUGAAAAACCAUUUCUAGACUGCCAUUACCAUGAUGUAUGUUGUGAAAUCAUGUUAUAUGUCAGAUUUACUGCUGUAAUUCAGUGUAAAACCAAUUUGUGUAAAACCUUUGUCCAUUUUAUUGUGAAUUGCAAUUUCUGUGAUACCUGAUUAGCAUAUUUUAUGAAAUUCAUAAAUAAAACAUAAAUCUUA